AUGGCUCCGAUCGAACGAGCAACUCUUCGCCCCAGCGUCUACUACGAGUUCCUCCAAGGACACUCUGCGAUAGCCGCCGCGGACAACAUCUGCGCUGCAUUCAAGGGCAACGUCGUCCACUAUUCCACGGGUCUCGGUCGCUCCGCCUACCCGGACUCUUCCUGGUUCAGAAAAUUAUUUUGGUUUCUCGUCUUUCUCGCGGUUUCGGGUUACACGAUCAGCCAAAUCAUCGACACCACCAAGAUGUACAUGGCUGGGCCGACGACAACGAUGACCAAGGAAGGGCUUCAUCUCGUGCUCACGACAUACGCACCGAACAAUGUGCUCCUUCUAUCGCCGGCCGAUGGCUUCAGGCUCACGGUUCACCCAAUUGAGUCCGACCCAAAUUCGCUGGGAGAAGGAUUUGACGUGAACCUGCAAAUGGUUUCCAACGUCGUCAUUGCGAAGAUGGAGUUCGAGCGACUUCAUCCAGAGGAUUGUGCUCUGGAUACUUUCUUGAUGCAGAGUGAGAAUCUCGCUGUCGUCAACGUGUACUAUGAAACCAUGGCCGUUGAGAAAACCGUGGAGAGUGCUCUGUAUCCUUGGACAAGCUUCAUCGGAACACUGGGAGGGUUGCUGGGUCUCUACACUGGAGUCUCCUUCCUUUCCAUUCUGGAAAUGCUGGAGUGGAUCCUGGACCUUAUAUUGUACGGAUGGAGAAAGCCUCGGCACGGCAGGAUGGGACCGAAGCGUCUGGUCAUCAUCACCUUGAGGGACAGACCGGAAAUGGACGGAAAAUCCGGAAUGAAGGAAGCGGAGAAAGCAGGCCUGACUUGGGAAGAUCCGCCCAUCUACAAUCCUCCAAAUUUUGAAGAAACCUGGAAAGCUGCACUCGAUCUUGCCCAUUCUCGUAAAUUUGUCAAGACGCACCGAUCUUCGUAUCCGUAG
Molecule: messenger RNA, 927 nt
Organism: Darwinula stevensoni
Lineage: Eukaryota; Metazoa; Arthropoda; Ostracoda; Podocopida; Darwinulidae
Source: the annotation of a GenBank genome assembly